This is a messenger RNA of Suillus subaureus, 2896 nucleotides long. RefSeq lists its product as uncharacterized. The transcript is spliced from 8 exons. NCBI's taxonomy places the organism in Eukaryota, Fungi, Basidiomycota, Agaricomycetes, Boletales, Suillaceae. Bases 82 to 2559 code for a protein of 825 amino acids. Gene Ontology annotation, biological process: regulation of chromosome condensation. The record is from RefSeq and is a predicted model, not a curated record.
GUCGACAACUCUGAGGACGAUCCACGACCUUUCGACAAUGAUACUCGGACAUUGAAGAAGACCCCUAGCGUGGGUUCGCGGAUGCUAGCGAAUGGGAUGAUGAAUGAUCUCAAGAGUAUCACGGAGUUGCGAAGCAAGGGCGAGAGCAGACGAUUUCUUGACGAGGUAGGGUAUCUAUUUGAAGGCAUAGAAAGUGGUUGUGCUAUUGCACUCCGUAGAGCCAGUGUCUUGGAAAUUGUUACUAAACUAUGCGACCCCGAAUUCAACCGCCGUGCGAAAACAUCUGAUUUUUAUGCUCGCACUUGGGAUGUAUUCCUCAAAGCCCGCGGAGACGGUCCAGAUAAAAUUCUUGAUGCCACCCUCUCCUUUUUUGCGCUCCUUUCUACCCGCGACCCCCAAACCCUUUCCGAACUUGCUCAUAAACCGGAACUCGUUCCCACCCUCCUCGAUAUCCUACGCUCCCUCACUCCCACCUCCGACCUGAAGGGUGAUGGGCUCAAUCAGGGUCUAAAGAAAGACAUCCUUGCACUCGCCCUGUCAGGGUUAGAUGCCAUAGGGCUGAGAGCAUCAGGCAUAAUCAGGACAGACGUGGCGCCGCUCCAAGCCCUUGCAGACGUGAUUGUGAAAUCAGGAGUGAUGAAGGAUGCACGUGGGCUCUCCACCCGUACCCUGAUAAGCACUGCACUCUCGUCCUUGCCGGCUUCUCUCCUUCCGCCUGCAUUUCAGACCCUCCCAUCAAUCCUCAACUCCCUCCGUGCAGAGCUUCUGCUCGUACCUCCGCGCGUCAGUGCUUGGGAGAGGGGUCUGGAGCUAUUCCCUAACUAUAUAGGCUCGGAUAUAGGAUUAGGGAAAAAUGGGAAUGUAAUAAGAAAUGGGAAAGGAAAGGAAACACAAAAACCCUCAGACCCCCCAAUAGACAUCGCUACUCCCUCCCUUGCUCACAUUCAUGCCUGUCUCCGCCUCAUGGACACCUACCUCUUGGAAGAGUGUAUGGGCCCUGUUCCAUCGCGUUCUGGUGUCGCAAGUAAUGGUUCACAUGGGUCUAAAGAACAAUCAGAAAUACACCGUGCGCUGGCGGACCCAGUACUUACAGACAAACUCGUGGAGUUGUGCGUGGCUACUGAGAUUCUCGUACGAGACUCUGUACGGUAUUUGGAUACAAUGAACAAGGAAGAGGAUGCAGAGGAAGGCCAGAAUGAGCUUGCACGCAAAACGCUAUUCUCGACCCUCCGUAUCCUUACGCUUCUCCCAUCCUCCACAUCCUCUCAGCCUAGUCCUUCAUCUUCAUACUCUCGCUCGUCCCCGACAUAUUCUGAUACCCUUCAUGGUUCCUGGAUGCCAAGCGACACAGCCCUAUCCCUGAUUACUCGCGUGGUAUUACGUGCACAAGCUGGAUGGCUUGGGAGUCUCGGCAGUGAUGGGGUUCAAGGAGAACAGGACGACGAAGCAACACAGGGGAGCGAACGACAUGCGGUGAAACCGGAGGAGCUGGAGGAUAUAGGUACUUCUUCCCCAUCUUUACCUGGCUCCCGACGUGAAUCUACACGUUCCCCUCGAAAACGGACAUCAUUUCCUGUUCCUUCACCGUCCAAACUUGCACAUAAACCUUCGAGCAAAACCAAUGCGCCAAGUAAACUUGGCAGGCAUGGCACGUUGCAUGGAAACGGCGCACCGAAUAAAGGUACCAAUAUACCAAACGAAGGAAAUGACACGAGUAAAGGGAAAAGCAAGGCCACAUCAGUUCCGCCGUAUACCCUCACACGUGUUGAGUCUUUCGACUUGCUUUGUCUGGCGCUUGGGUUGCUUCUGAACUGGGCGUCUGGGGGCAUCGAGGGUGGAGGAGUGAGCGAGGGGAUAGGACGCAUUCUUCUCAAUCGCGCCUGCUCUGCCACUCGCAGCUGCUCGCAUAUCUGUUCAUGCCCUCAAUCUUCACAAGUACCGCUGCUCUCGUGUUUGGUGUCUGUGUAUCAGGCAUUUGGCAGUUCCGUACCUGUAUCGACUGAUUCUUCAUCGCGGAAACCAAAAACUGUGCCUGGCCAUGAACGUAAACCGACCUUGGGUACCAGGCAAAAGCCGCCAUCUACACGUCGGAAGCAAAAUUCUCCCUCUGCAAGCCCUAGCUCCCCCUUCACCUCUCUCAGACGUAAAACUGCUUCCUCCCAACCCGCAUUGAACACAUCCAGCAUGGCUCAUUCUCCCGAACUCACUUUCCUGGCAGGGUAUACCGCUGUCCUUCUCGGCCUCCUCUGCACGCCCACAGCUCCGCGUGAGAUUCGAGUGCUACGUACCAACCGAUCACUGAUAUUUGGCGACGUCUUCAUCGAGACGCUCAUUAGAGACGUGCGAGACUUUUUGGCGCUGUAUGACGAUCUUGAGGGAAAACUCAGUGACGAAGGCGAUAUUGUAGAUAUAGAUAUGAGUCCAGAUGUGGAUCGAGAGCGCAGCGGGGGAGGGCAAGAUGAGGAAAGACGGAGAGGUAAAGCGCUGGAGAAGAAGAACGAAGAUGUAGCGCGUGGGAUACUAAGAGCGCUAGAGGCGCUACGAGAUGAUGGACUAUGAGAUAGUCGUCGACACUUUCUUGCUUCCAACUGCGGUGGGUUUGAAGAUCCUUCCUGUCAAUGACGAUAGUUGGUAAUUGUGGCAUCAUAUCACGAUGAGAAGGAACGAUUGUCUUCAUUCUGUUAUGAUCUAACUAAGGAAGACUAUUUCACAAGAGCCGACAGGGCAGGAAACUCAAGAUAGACCACACUGGCGAAAUAAACUGUUAUUGACUAGGGUUAAUAGCAGGUUGCAGUCUGGAAGACAGUUGAACCGCACUGUACCGUGCGCCGUACAAUUGUGAAUGUGAUUUUGCUGAAGGCCGGCGUUAGCCGGUGUCAGAUUCAUGAAUAUUCGC